Molecule: messenger RNA, 4097 nt
Organism: Capsicum annuum
Lineage: Eukaryota; Viridiplantae; Streptophyta; Magnoliopsida; Solanales; Solanaceae
Exons: 4
Coding region: 237-3674 (1145 amino acids)
Source: RefSeq, a predicted model, not a curated record
UCCCACUUUUUAUUUGAAAAAAAGGACAUAAUUUUCAUCAUGUAUGCCCCAUUUUCUUCGGAGUUUCUUGUCAUCCUUUAUCCUUCACAAGGAAAUUCUUUAUCCAACUAAUUGAAAUGAGAGUCUCUUUAUGUUUAUAUCCAUUUCCCCUUUGUCAAGAUAUAUUUGUUACAUAAUUUGAGAUUCAUGUACCCUUUUAACAAAAGUUCCCUAAUGAUACAACAAUUGAGUCAGAAAUGGCUUCUGAGUCGAGCAAUAUUAGGAGUUUGAUAUGGACAAAUAUUAAAUAUUCUAUAGAAUUUUCCUCCACUUUUGCCAAGAAACAUCCAUUUGUUUCAUGCACUUUGUUAUGCUUCAUCUCGUUUUAUGCCCUUUCACCAUCAAUCACCUGGUUUUUCAUUUAUUCCCUUCCCCUUUUGUUCCUUUUCACUAUUCUUCUUAUAGUCUUUUUCAGCAUUCCAAAUUUUAAACACUUCGAACGAGAUGAUGAUUCGAAACCUUCUAGGAAAAUAAUCAGCCAUGACGUUGAAAAAGAUCAUGAUGAAGAUGGCAUUGACAAUACACAAAAGGCUUUUUUUCGAGCUAGAUCUGUUAGACAAAGAAAAUCCAAGAAAUGUAUAGAAACAGGCGCGGAGAAAUUUAUACAAGGUGCAUCCUUUCAAGUACCUUUUAGUGAUCAUGAUUUUGUUGACAAAGGCGAGUUGAUUGAAGAAAAAAUGAAAGAUAUCCGAGAGGUGGAAGUGCAUCCGAUAAGUGGUCGUGCUGAAUGUUCUUCCAGCUCGAGUAUUUUCAUGAAUCCAAGGCCUGUUGGGUAUUCGGAUUGCUCAUAUGAAGCAAAUGCAAAAUGUUUCAAAUCUUUUAGCUGUAUGUAUGAGAGGAAAGCAGAAUGUUUUGGUGAAACAGAAUAUGAUGGGGCAAGAAAUAAAGCUGUGCUAUGGAACAAUGAAGAUCAAAAGAAUCUCAUGGAUCUUGGACUUUCUGAGAUUGAAAGGACUAAAAGAUUGGAAAGUUUAAUGGCAAGACGACGAGCACGAAAGAUGCUGAGCCUACAGGUUAGAAGAUCACUGAUGAAUAUAGGCUGCAAGGAAACAUUUCCUCCAAUAUCUUCAAUUGUAGUUCCAAAGAACAAAGAAUCAACUAGUACUGUUUCACCUACCCCGGGUUCAGCCCCUUCGAUUUUGGGACCAAAUCAGAAUCCUUUUGACCUUCCAUAUGAUCAGCAUGAAGAGAAGCCUAAUGUCAGAGGUGGCAGUUUUAUGCAAGAGUUCAUGUCAGCUCAGGAACAGAAGGAGUUGAUGUUAUCCAGGCAUGAAAACUUCUGUACAGGGGCUGCACUUCCAGGGGAUCUGAACUUUGAUCAAAGUGAACGGACGCUUCAUUCUGAUUUUCCGUCCAGGCAAAGGUAUCCAGAGGCAUCUGAAAGUUCCAAAUCUAGACACCGAUUAGGUAAGGAAGACAAUGAUAGAGUAGUUGAGGAAGUACCAUCUCAAGCGUCAAAACCAGAGAUGAGCAUGGCCUAUAAAGGAGAUCAUAAUAGGGAAGCCCAGGAUAAUACCCAGGAUGAAAGAGAUAGCAGUGAAGUACAGAUAAAGUCAGUACUAGUGGAAGACAUUAGCAAUAGGGAAAGUUCAUCUUCGUCGGAAGAUGAUGAACCAUUCUAUAAGAUAGACAAAGAUGCAAUCUUGAAGUCUAUUGCUUCUCCUGCUCUAAGGAACUUAUCAGGUGACCCAUCACAUUUCGGUUCAUCCUCAUUGGAGAAGACGAGCGGGGAUGAACAUUUAUACUAUCCUAAUCAUCCUGUGCAUCGCACUCCCGGCUUGUCUAUUGAUUCUGACCGGCAAGUGGAGGUUUCUGAAGUUGGUUCACCUCCAUUGACAAAUAAUGGGAACUCAUCCGCGGGUGAAGAAAUUUCUAUAGAUGGAGAGAUAGAAAAAGCUAUCGCAUCUAGCAGCGGAGACACACUGAUGUCUUCAUCUCACCUAGCUAGAGUAGAUGAAAAUGAAUCAAAUUCCAGAGAAGUACGCGAGAUCACUGAACAACAUAUAGUGGAAUUUGGAUUUUCGAGAUUUCAUAUGCGCGAGAAUAAUGUGACUCCAAAUAUUCCAUCAGGACGAACAAUUGAACCGUAUUCCACUGGUUCAAGCUCAUUUCCACCUCCAAGGACAGAGAGGAAUCAAGCUACCAGCAGUUAUCAACAGCGUAGGCCAGAAGGACUAUCUGUAGUUAAUGAGAGAUUCCAAGGUUCAAUGUUACAAUCAGAAUUUUCAGUACAACCACUUCCUUUCGCGUCAACAUCAUUAGUAUCACCGACAUCUGUUUUACAAGCAAAUUUCUUAACUGAACAUGGAUCCUCUUCGAGCAUUGAUCAGCUACAAAAUGAUAGGUCAAUGCACAUCUCCAGUGAGAGAUCAGAUUCAAAUGCUUCCCAGGAGUCAGAUCUUAGUUUAAGCAGUUCAACAUUACAAGCUUCAGAAUUACCUUCAGAAACAGAAAAUUCAAUUUCAGGCAAAGAGAACAACGUUGCAUCACUUGUUCUAGACAGUGCCAGCGAACAACAUAGUGAAAAUGUGCCAUUAUCAACUAUUGGACAAGGACAUCACUCAUUUGAAGCCUCUAGUACAUCAUCGACUAAAUCUGUAUCGCAACCAAAUAUCACAACUGACAAAGGAUCUAGUUCAAAUUUUGGUCAAGAUAAGCAUUUGAAGGCUCAACAAGUAGACACACGCAAAGUAAACAAUAAGAUGCCAGUUGAAGUAACUGCUGAAAAAUGUGAUCCAAGCACUCCUCAGUGCUCAAAACUUAAGUUAAAAAAUUCAACAGUGCAAAGUUCAGUUCCAUAUUCGGAGACACAAAAAUCUGCAGAAAAUUCAAAAUCUCUCCCUACAAAAGACAUAAAGGAAACAUUUCGUGGUAAUGAAGAAGUUUUUUCUAUAAUUAGCCAGAGUAUUGAAGAUUCCCAAGCAUCAUCAUCGCCACAUGAUUUGGUGGUUGAAGAAGUUUCAAUUGUCUCUACUUCAUCCCCCUCCCCCAACUCUAUGAUUCAAUCAAAGUUUUCAGCAAAUGAAGGCUCCUCAAAUUCUCAAGAACAGAAGAGAAUGCAGGAUCCGAUACCUGGUAUUCCAUCAGAGAGAGCUGUCAAUCAAGAUUCAAUCAGCUUCCAAUCUACAAUCCGAGAAGUCCCAACAGCCUCGAGUUGUUCAUCAUCACCAAAGUCUUUACUCGAACCAAAGUCCUCAACAGGUCAAGGCCCUCUAUUUCACUUUGAUAGGACGGAACAAAUAGGUGAAAGUCCAAGUCCAAGAAUGUCUAGAAACACAAGGGCUACGUUAGAUGAAUCCACAGCAGACCAAACUCAUCACGCAGAUGCUAAAACGAAACCAUCCAAUGAUGAACAGAAGUCUCAUGAAGAAGCCACUAACCACAAUAAUGACAAGAAGAAGGAGGAUUUACCCAAAACAAGCCUCAAAGAAGUUUCUGAAUCACAUGUAGAAUCACCAAAGAAGACCACUGUGGUGUCUAACAACACCACAAAACAACAAAAGUCAAGUGAUGUUGCUAAUUUGGCUUCCUCCUCGACUAACAAGAACGAAAAUUCAGUCACUCCUAUUAGUGCAAGUGAAGAAACUUCAGAAAAGGGUAAUGCUGCAGCAGCAAAGGAAAACACUGAGUCGUAGAUUGACAGAACAGAUAGUAAAGACUAAAGAGAAGGUUAAAGAUUAAUGAGGGAUAGUUAAGAAUCUAGUUUUUUCCCCUUGAGAAAAUGAACAUAUACUUGUUUCCUAUGUCUCUCAGCCUCUUCAAAAAUUCCGACAGGUGCGUGUCUGAUCCUUCAAAAGUAGUACAUUUUUAGAGGAUAUGACACAGUUGCGACAACAUUUCUUGAGAGUCUGAGCAAGACAGAUUGUUUCUUCUUUCUGGAUGAUGGAAGAUUUUCCACAUGAGACUCCUUAAAUUGUAACUCAAAUUAAUUUGGAAGGUACUGGUGCGUAGGAACACAUAGAAGUUUGAUGUAUACACAUAGGAGAGUCAGAGGAAAUUCACUGUUGUAUAGUAUUUUAGGAUGUAAUUUAUACAGAAUGACAUUGAUUACAUGUCUA